UAUUGGUGAACCUGGUUCCAUCACUUUAAUAAAACCAAUUAAUAAUCUCACUUGGAAUGAACUUAAUUGCUCUGAACGUAUUGGUCUAAUCACAGGCUAUAUAGUGAUGAUCAGUAACAGUAGUAUCACUUACAAUGUCAAUAGUACUAAUACACACAUUAUAUUGAAUGAUUUACUAUUUAGCACUGUAUAUAACAUCAGUGUAGCUGCUGUAAACUCUGUUGGAAGAGGCCCUUUCAGUGAUCCUAUUGUAGUAGAGAUUGGAAUAAUACCUGGUCCAGUUGAAUCAUUAUCAAGUAUCAUGGACGCUACAUGGUCUGUUAUCUCAUGGAGUGUACCCAGUUUUAUUCCACAAGACUAUCCCAUUAUCACAUUCGAGAUAGGAUACCUGUCUGAUAACUGUUCCAUCAUAGAUGUUGAUGACAUUGAUGAUGAAGCAUUGGAUCAAUAUAAUGUGUCCAGUGGAAAUAGAUAUGCUAACAUUACUGGUCUGAAUCAUACUUCUUGUUAUAUUUUUGGUGUACGUGCAUACACUGAUAAUGGAUAUGGAGAAUGGAUAUUCAUUACUAAUAAGACACUGUCUCAUCAGCCAUCUGCAUCAGUAGCUCCAACUUUAGAUGAAGAUGGAGAGACUGACUUUGCUUUCCUUGGAACUUCAUCAGCAAUCGCUGGAUUUUCAAUAAUGAUGCUAUUACUAGUGAUCAUCGUUGCCACUAUUUAUGUAAAGAAGAAAAUAUCAAGUACCAGAACACACUUAAUUAAGGAAGUAGCAUCAGAAAGUCAAGCUCCAGGAGCAUCGAUUUUACAAGCCAAAGAAAGAGAUGUAGAGACUGUUCUGUCUUAUCUUACUGUCUGGAAUGACUUUGAUCCACAGAUUCCUCCUACUCUACCUAUACCACUGGAUGAUUUGGCUACACAUUUAGAUACUUGUCAUAAUAGCAAUGGAUUUGAAAAACAAUUCAAAAAUCUCUACAGUGGUGAAGAAAAGCCAUGUACUGUUGGAUACAGUGAUGAAAACAAACCUUUGAACAGAUUAAAGAAUGUGACAGUUUAUGAUGAUAACAGGAUAAUACUGACUGCUAAUCCUGACUUGGAUAUGUGUCAAAGGGAAUUUAUUAAUGCUAACUAUGUUGAUGGAUACAGUAGGAGUAAGAAAUAUGUUACAACACAAGGUCCAAUGAAGAACACGUUAGUUGAUUUCUGGUAUCUUAUCUGGCAGGAAAGGCCAGUGUCUAUUGUGAUGUUAACCAAACUGAAGGAAGGAGGAAAAAGCAAGUGCAGACAGUACUGGCCAAACGCUAUAACUGAGCAAGAGAAAUUUGGACCAUUCAUUGUAUUGUUAAAAAAUACACAGGCUUACUCUGACUUUGUUACUCGUCAACUUUGUAUAACAAUACAAGAUGGAUCAAAUGAUAGUCAUACACUGACUCAAUACCAUUUAACCACAUGGCCUGAUCAAGGAGUACCUGACUAUGCUACCUCAUUGAUGACUCUAUAUAAAAGAGUCAUGAACACCUGGUCUCCUUCACAAGGCCCCAUUCUGGUCCACUGUAGUGCUGGUAUAGGCCGUACUGGUAUAUUCAUUGCUAUAGACCUGGCUCUAGAACAAGCCAAAAAAGAGGGAGUGAUAGAUUUUGCUGGCAUUAUUAAUAGACUCCGACAACAGAGAAUGAAGAUGGUUCAGUCACUAGAUCAGUAUGUGUUUCUUCAUGAUGCUGUGUUUGAGGAAAUCAUUUGUGGAAAGACUGAUAUAUUAAUUGAGAACUACACAGUGGAAAUACAGAAACUAAAAAAGAAUGAUCCAAGCAUUAAUUGCACAGGAAUUGAAGCACAAUAUCAUUUAUUGUGUGAAUUGACUCCUGAUCCUAAUGAUGUAGAGUGUAAAUCUGCUAAUGCUCAUAGUAACAAGAACAGAUCAAAUAAUUACCUACCUCCUGACAAGUACAUUAUAACUCUUAAAGAUACCAAUGAUGAUUACAUAAAUGCAUCAUACCUUAAAGGCUAUCAAGGGAAAAAAGAAUUCAUUAUAGCUCAAAGUCCUAUGGAAAACACUGUGAGGGAAUUUUGGAAAAUGAUAGUAGAUUGUAAAGUGUCUACUAUCGUCAUGCUGUGUGGAGAUGAAGAUUGCUGCUAUCAAUAUUGGACUGGCUCAAAGACACACGGUGAAUUUUCUAUUGAAGUCAUUAGCAAGAAAAUUGCAAAUGGUUACACAGAAAGAAAUCUUAAAAUAUCCUUUGAUAAAGAGAGCAGAAGUGUAUUGCAAUUACAAGUGACAGAUUGGCCUCAAGAUGGAGUUGUUAGAAAAGCAGGUACCAUUCUACAAGUAAUUAAUGAUGUUAGAAACAGACAAAAGAAAGGACCAGUAGUGGUACAUUGUAGUGAUACAGUGAGUCGUUCAGGAGUCUAUUGUUCAGUGAGUAUUGCUCUAGAACAAUGUAAGGCAGAAGGUAUAGUGGAUGUAUUUCAAGUAACUAAAACUGUCAGAAGAACUAAACCAGGAGCUGUCACUACACUGGAGCAGUAUAAUUCUAUAUACGAUGUGAUUAACUUAUACAUUCAAACUACAUACAAAUAAUAGUUCUGUACUGUAAGAUUAAUUUUUCAAUAAAUGCAUUCAGUUUUAGGCCCCUCAGAUAAGUUUCUAAUUUCAAUGUCAUUAUAAGGCUGU
Amphimedon queenslandica is the source of this 2668-nucleotide messenger RNA. Its product is annotated as receptor-type tyrosine-protein phosphatase F-like. The transcript has 17 exons. Gene Ontology annotation, biological process: protein dephosphorylation; motor neuron axon guidance. The record is from RefSeq and is a predicted model, not a curated record. Lineage: Eukaryota; Metazoa; Porifera; Demospongiae; Haplosclerida; Niphatidae. Bases 107 to 2575 code for a protein of 822 amino acids. Gene Ontology annotation, molecular function: protein tyrosine phosphatase activity; protein binding.